GGAAGGGGGCCCUGCGUCAAGGGUUGCAGAUGCAGUUCUGAUGAACUCUUCAGACGGUCUCAUGAACUUCUUGAAAGGAGACAGCUUGGCUGAGAAAUUUCUCCACAUAGAGAGGGAGCAGACCGUACGCCUGAAGGAGCUCACCUUCCUUGACCCUGUCCAGUAUGUGUACAACCCGCUAGAUUAUGCCUGGGAACCCCACCAAGACUAUGUGCGUAAAUAUUGUCAGUCGCAGAAAGACGUGCUCUUCCUUGGGAUGAACCCGGGGCCCUUUGGCAUGGCCCAGACUGGGGUGCCCUUUGGAGAGGUGAAGCUUGUCCGAGACUGGCUUCAGGUACGUGGAGAGGUGUUUCGGCCAGCGUGUGAGCACCCAAAAAGACCAAUCCGGGGCCUGGAAUGCCCCCAGACGGAGGUGAGCGGUGCCCGCUUCUGGGGCUUCUUCCGUUCUGUGUGCGCUGAACCCAAGGUGUUUUUCCACCACUGUUUUGUUCACAACCACUGCCCGCUGCUCUUUAUCAGUCAGAGUGGACGCAACCUGACCCCAGCGGACCUGCCAGCUGCUCAGCGGGAACAGCUCAUGCAGGUCUGUGACGAUGCCUUGUGCGAGGCUAUAAAGUUAUUGGGCGUGGCUAUGGUGAUCGGCGUGGGACGCUUUGCCGAACAGCGGGCCCGCAAAGCCCUGUCGGCCGCUGGCAUUCCAGUGCGAGUAGAGGGAGUGAUGCAUCCGUCGCCGCGCAACCCCCAAGCGAACAAGGGCUGGAAUGCCAUCAUCAGUGCAAAACUGGAGGAACUCGGUGUGAUGAGCCUGGUCACCAACUGCUGAUCUGUUGGUGGAAUCAAGAUCCAGAAAAUAACUGGAUUUCCCUUGCAGCUUGGGACACGUUUCUAAUGAGAUAGCUGUGGGUUUGAGAACCUAGAAGACUACCGUUGAUGCUACCUCCAUUUUUUAUUUUGCUUCCAUUUACACUACAGUUCUUUGCAUUUCUGAAAUCUACUUCUUCAGAAGGUCCCAAAACUGGACCUUCUCUGGGAUUUGGGUUUCGAAUCCAUUUCUAUAUAUGUUGGUGCUAAAUCUUAUUGAAAGUGAUUUCUGGCAUCUCUCAGUAGUGCCUCACUGCCCAGUCCGGUGUCAUUGCUUCUUCUGGGUUCUCCAGGUUCGAACUCACAAUAGCUAAGCCAAGUGACUAACCUGGCUGCCCAUCUUGAUCCCAUGUUCUGACUAUGAGAAAAAGCAGUGAGCUUCUCUCUCCGGGUACAUUCCUCUUCUGAUCUGUGCUCUCAGGACUUCCUACUUGGACAUCAAAUCUCUUAACAAGGCAGGUGGCUCAAAAGCCAGUCUGCUCUUCUCCAGAAAGACCCAUAAGGCUGAAAGAUCCCUUCCUUUCUCCACCCACUUCUGAAGAACAGCAACUUGUUAGCAAAUGGACAGAGAAGAAGAAGGCCUUUGGAGAAAGGAGAAAUGCUGUCCUUUGAUGCCCCUGAGCUAUCCUUCUCAAACAUGGAAGGAUGUGUGGUUGGAUUGAAGAGCGUUGCAGGGGGAAGUCGGUUCCUCUUUAAUGGAGUUUCCACUUCCACCAACACAGAGCCCUAAACAGAGACUGCCUUCAGUUUGUCCUGGAAAACAAACUGUCAUAAAUGCACCCUUGUUCUCCCCGUUCUGGAACAGAUGACGGAUUUUGCAGCUCUGUCCCAUGGUGGGGCCAUUUGCUUUUGACAGUAAGGGCCAGCAUGUGCAGAACGAGCGCGUUGAAAAUGUGGGAUGUGUAGUGAAUCAUGCAGGCUCAAGCACGUUCCGAAGCAGUCCAACUUUCCAUUCCGCCGUACCCUUGCCAUGCUGUUGCAGAAUCAACUUUUGGCAGCUUUAGGGUAGUUGCGGGUAGAAUUGAAAGCUCAGAAUGCACAGACUUUGCUGGUGCGGCCAUGCGAAUUGGCAUUCGCUCUGAACAGAAUGGGAUUGUUCCCUUGUGGCUUCAAGAUGUCACUACAUACAUGACCUUGGUUGUCCUUGUGUGAUUUUGCCAUGGUAGGGCUGCCAGGUCCCUUGAGUCCUCCAGUGGGAGACCGGGAGCCUGACACUUGCAAUAUGGUGGCUUCAGUGUCUUUCCGGCAUGCAUGAUGACAUCACUUCUGGGAAGUGAUGUCAUCAUUCGGGUCAAAGGGCAGCCCAGGAGCGCUUGAAUUGCCCCCUCACGGGCUCGUUUUGGUCCCAAACGGGCCCGUUGUGGGGCAUGGAAGCAUGCUGCGGUCAGGCAUGGGGGCACGCCACGCUGCCCAGGGGUGUGCUGUGCUGCCAGGGGGCACCCCGGGGAGCACCCCCCCACUGGCCAGGUAAGUGGGGGCAGGGGGAGGAUGUGGGAGCAACAGAUGCCCUGCCCCAGAUGAGGGAAUGGCAAGCCUAUGCAAUGGCAUUCUGCGGCCAUAAGCGUCUGCAGUCGUCAGCAACCCGAUUCUGAUGGCAGAGCCAUGUCUUUGCGGGGCCAGAUGAGAAUCCACAUCUACUUCUUUGGAAGUAAAUCUGCUCAGGCAGUUUGGAGUUUCUUUAUUAGGAAGUGGGAUACCUCUUGCAACAUAGCUGGACUUUUAAAGGGAGAUUAUCAUCUUCUCCUCUUUAAAAGUUGUGUGGCCAACUUUUGUGCUAGAUUUUCUUUGACCAAUUUUAGAGCAGUAGAAAAGAGCAAGAUUUUUGUUCGUCUUAGAGGUGCUACUGGACUCUUGCUCUUUUCUGCUGCUACAGACAGACUAACACGGCUACCCAUCCUGAUCAAUUUUAGAGCAACAGCGUUAAAUAACACUACGAUUUAUACAGAGCCAGGGUGGAUUAUUUGUUGUUUAGUUCCAUUGGGGGCAGGGGCAAGGGGUGUUAGUUGAAGUGUGCAGAAAUCAUGAUUAGUUUCAAGUUCUUGCAUCUCUAGUUAAAAGUAUCUUGGGGCCUAGUUUAGAUAGGAUGGUAGCAGGCAGCCCUGCUUUCUUAAAACCUAAGUUUGUCCCAAUCAUAGGCAAAGCAGGAGUGAGGAUUUUUAAAUCCUCAGCCGCCCUGAGCCCAUCUGUGGGGAGGGCGGGGUAUAAAUAAAUAGAUAAAUAAAUAAAUAAAUAAAUAAAUCAGAAGGGAUACAGAUGCUUUUCUCCAGUUUGUUGGCUCUUCUUUCUCAUGUGUUCUUUCUGCCCUAAAACAUUUCACAUUAUACAUUAGGGGCUGGUAUCAUUUCAUAACCCAAGAGCCAAGCGUUUGUCAAAACUCAGAGCAAGAGCACAACAGAGAGCCAGAUGAGAAAGCCCACUUGAGUAACUGAAAUGAUGUGGUUUAACAUUACUUGAUUUUGACACGUUGGUUAAUAGUUAAUGGGUUUCUGCAGCCCAAACACUACUUGUUGUGAGUCCUUUAGUAGGAGUUGUCACACGUGAGGUUGUGCAAUACAAUAAUCAAUAUACACAGGAGCCCAAUUAUUUUAGGGCAGUGUCAUAAAUCUGCACGUGGUGUGCACUGAGAUUACUGGCAACCAUUCACAUCUAUCAUUUUCCUUUCUCUAAAGCAUUUCUAAAAAGCCCUUCAGUCUCAUAAUAAUCUUUGCCAGCCAUUGCCUUCAAAUACUAGUUCUUCCAGCAUCCCACCUACCCUGCCCAUAUACUUAAAGAGUUUGUUUUCUUUUUUUAAAAAGCCAUCUUUGGCUGUGUAGAGAACCAGAUUUGGCUCUAGAGCCACAGUUUGCAGACCUCUUUUAUACAUCAUUGGGGCAGAUUUGGAUUUAAUCAAAUGGAGUCUACUGUUGAUACCUUUAGUUCGGCCCUUGGGUAGCAGGGCUAGGGACAGACUGUGCCCGAGAUAAUGAAGAGCCGUUACAAUACUGGGUGAGUGGGCCAGUUUAAGGUGCAGUUUAAGGUCGAGUUACAUGUUCCAAGGAUGUUCUUCAUCUAAAGGAAGCUACUUGUGAAUGGGUUGGGGUUGGGCAGCCACAAGCUCUCCCCCAGGUGGGAGGAUGGCAGGUGUCCCACAUCCGGGGCUGGCUGCAGCCGACCCAGACAGUAUGUUUCUUUUUCUUUUCUAAUGAAAUCCUGCAAAAUUUUGUUUGAUAUAAGCUUUGUUAUGUCAUGUUUUCACUAAUUUGUAUAUGUUUGUAUUUGUAAAUUUGUAAGUUUAAAUAUAUAAAAACCAUUUUCUAUGAUGUGA
This is a messenger RNA of Eublepharis macularius, 4165 nucleotides long. It is a transcript of the gene SMUG1, whose product is annotated as single-strand-selective monofunctional uracil-DNA glycosylase 1. Gene Ontology annotation, molecular function: single-strand selective uracil DNA N-glycosylase activity; oxidized pyrimidine nucleobase lesion DNA N-glycosylase activity. The transcript is spliced from 3 exons. NCBI's taxonomy places the organism in Eukaryota, Metazoa, Chordata, Lepidosauria, Squamata, Eublepharidae. The coding region runs from base 41 to 823 and encodes 260 amino acids. Gene Ontology annotation, biological process: base-excision repair. The record is from RefSeq and is a predicted model, not a curated record.